Messenger RNA from Ornithorhynchus anatinus (platypus), 615 nucleotides. RefSeq names its product protein phosphatase 1 regulatory subunit 27 (gene PPP1R27). Gene Ontology annotation, molecular function: phosphatase binding. NCBI's taxonomy places the organism in Eukaryota, Metazoa, Chordata, Mammalia, Monotremata, Ornithorhynchidae. The record is from RefSeq and is a predicted model, not a curated record.
AUGACCGGGGCGCUUUAUAUAGCCCACGGGGCCCUAUAUAAGGCGGAAGUGCUCGGGGCCUGGGAGGGACCCCCGCCGUCGCCGUCGGAUCAGCCCCCCGGGACGUCCUGGGCCUGGCUCCCCUCCCCCCGGACCCCGCGCUUCGCCAGGAUCGCCGAGGGGCCGGCCGGGAUGCGGUACUCGGUCGCCGGCCGCUACCCGCGGCAGGCGCUGCAGGCCGGACGUAGCGUCCGCUUCCCCGACGCCGGUCCUCCUUCGUGGACCACAUCCGCAGGGGACCUGGAGCAGGUGGGCCGCUUCAUCCGGGCCCGCAAGGUCACGCUGGACACCAUCUACCCCUCGGGUCUGGCCGCCCUGCACGAAGCCGUGCUGUCCGGGAACCUGGAGUGCGUGAAACUGCUCGUCAGAUAUGGGGCCGACAUCCACCAGCGGGACGACGGGUGGACCGCCCUCCACAUGGCCUGCAGCGACGGCUACCCCGACAUCGCCAGGUACCUCAUCUCCCUGGGCGCCGACACGGACGCCACCAACGACGACGGCGACUCGCCCUCCGACCUCGUCGACCCCGAGUACAAGGACCUGGUGGAGCUCUUCAAGGGAGCCACGGUGGACUGA